CCCAUGGCCCAUGGCGGCAACGGCCCAUGGCAGCUGCCUUACCUAAGGCAACUUCAACCCUUUGAGAUCGUGGCUUCCUUGCUCGAUUCCAACGACCACAAGAAAGCGGAACCGCAAGCGCAACCUGGAAAGACCCGCAUCCUCGACGGCAACCACCCCCCCGGUCCCCUUCAUUACUCGCUUACUGCACCCCCCUCCAAAGUCCCCUCCAACACUCUCGCAUCGACAAGUCGCAACACCACUUCACCUCACAAGCCCAAAGCAACGACCAUCCAUCUCAACGUGGUUUACGCUACACUUCACUACCUACCUACACCAGACUACGCUACUGUCUAUGUCACCACGGAUACCAAUCUUGUCAGAUCGCAGAUCCCUCCGUGCCCCGGGAGCCGCCUCGUUUGGUCUCACCUAGCUCGGCGCCGCCUGCUGCCACUCCCGAGACGAAUACGCCGCUUCUGUUGCGACGUUCUGCUCCUUCGUCGCCCUUUCUUUCUGUCUAACCCGAACUCUCCUGGUUUUUCGCCACCCUCUACUGAUAUGAUGGGAUGCGAAUCGACGUCGUGUCCUGGCUGUCGUGGGUAUACUCACUCCCGUGGUUCCAACAACAGCAACACAGGACACACACGGCAUGGCUCCAUCGAAUGAAUGCAAGUCGUAUUACCCCGUCCUUCUGCGCUCCUGCUGCGCUGCGCCCAUGACCAUGUACAUCUGGGAUUUCCCGGGGCCCAGCCGCCUCCAUUCACUCUAGAUCCUCACUCCAGGGAUUCAGAGUCAGGCCAUUCCAGGUCACUUGAUUUCCCGCACGAUUCCCCUCCCCCAGGGAGAAAGAAUGAUGGCGAGUUUUCCUAGGAGAUCCAAGUGUCAACGUCGGCCCAUUCCCGAGUGGACGGCGUGUGCCAUCGGUGGUCGGUUGGACGUCGGCAUCUAAUCUCGUGCGUGCUUGCUGCGCGGGUCCCUUGGAGUAGAGCGGAUAUCCGCGCCUGAGCCGUGGACGACGAAGAAACGGAUGGACGGAAGAAGCCACUGAGGCGUAGACGUAGGCACAGGCGUGUGUAUCAAACAUUCUCCCUUUGUGGAUAAUGCGUUGCUCUUUUCUCACUUCUUUCCGUCUUCAAGAUGCUGACAUGUUUAUCUAUAUAAAGACUCGAGCCGUGCCCGGAGUGAUGUGAAAUCUCCCUCGUGUCAGUUACAGUCAGCUUGCAGAAGCCGAUUACAUUACCAGAAAAACAUAUCAUGGCCAAGUCAUCGCUAUUCACAGCCCCUCAGGGCACCGGCGUCAAGUCGGAAACCUACAUCGUUGUUGGAGGAGGCAUCUUUGGCCUCUCUACGAUCAUCUGGCUACGUAAAUACAAGCCUGACUGCAGCAUCGUUCUCAUUGACCCUACCGCCCUCGCCAAUCCAAAGGCAGCGUCCCACGACAUCUCCAAGAUUGGGAGGAAUGACUACCCAAACCUGCCUUACGCGAAGCUGGCCAUCGAGGCCUUGAGGUAUUGGGAGACUGACUCCUUCUGGAACCCCUUCUUCCACCAAGUCGGCAUGAUCCGUGCUGAACCUCACAAUAACAAGGAUAAGAACCACAACGACAAGGCUCAGGAUGUUCAUCGCAUCCUCGGCCACGAGUCUGGCGCCAGAUGGAUGACUCCUGACGAGGUGCGAGCCGAAUGGCCUGCCUUUGCCACGGCCGACUUUGAGGGACUCGACCGGGUGAGGUAUAACCCUCAGUGCGGCUGGUUCGAGGCGGCCAAUGCUCUCGAAGCUGCCCGCCAGAGAGUGAUCGACGAAGGAGCCAAGCUCAUCACGGCCGAGGUCACGAGCUUGCUCUUCAACAGCGAAGGAGACUGCACCGGAGUCAGACUGGACAACGGACACGAGGUCAAGGGCAUCGUGUUGCUCUGCACUGGUGCUCGUACCUCUUCGCUACUCUUGGAGAGUGCCCCUGAGCGGAAGGAGCUCCACGCUGGAGAUCGAGUCGUUGCUACCGGUGCGGUGAGCUUCACUACCAGCGUUCAGGGGGCGCACAAGGACAAGUUUGAGGGCAUUCCCGUGCUCAAGAACCGUAUUCCCUCGGUCAAAGGCGAGUCCAUGUCCAUGACUCCGGAUGGAACACUCAAGUUCAACUGUGACAUGGCUUUUACAUAUCACCAGUUUCACGCCAUGACCGGCAAGACCAUGUCACUCGCACCGUCGUCUUCAAGUCUCACUGAGUGGACCGAAGAUGGAGUUCCCGAGCGCCUCAAGGAGCAAGCUCGCAAGACCCUCAAAGGUCUUUACGGAGACGAGAUGGACAGCAAAGUGAUUGAAAAGUACCGCGUCUGCUGGGACGCGACCACGCCUGGGCACGACUUUCUUAUUUCCCCUCAUUCCCGCUGUAAGAACCUCUACGUUGCGACGGGCGGCUCGUUCCACGCCUGGAAGUUCUUUCCCGUCAUUGGCGAGUACGUCGUCAAGAUGAUGCAUGGCAAGCUCGAGGCCGAGUACGCCGACAUGUGGGCCUGGGACCGUAAGCCUGGGGGACAGGUCGCCAACGCCACGUAUGAUAUCGAGGGAGACUUGGGGGAGUGGAUGAAGGGCGAGAAGCUUGAAUGCUGAUUUCAUCUUGGCUUUCACCUCAUGACUUCGAUUGUCUAGGGAUUGAGACAGAAGAAGAAGAUGAUGACGACGACGACGACGAUGAUGAUGAUGAUGAUGAUGGAUACAUACAUGCAUUGCUGGCGUUAUUAGACGAGGUGCAUCCUGUGCCGCGGGGUGGCGGGUUGGGAUGGGAAUUGCAUUGAUAACUUAUUCUUGCAUCCGGCACAGGGCAUUGGGGGGAU
Messenger RNA from Colletotrichum scovillei, 2813 nucleotides. Its product is annotated as FAD dependent oxidoreductase. The record is from RefSeq and is a predicted model, not a curated record. Gene Ontology annotation, molecular function: sarcosine oxidase activity; saccharopine oxidase activity; flavin adenine dinucleotide binding. NCBI's taxonomy places the organism in Eukaryota, Fungi, Ascomycota, Sordariomycetes, Glomerellales, Glomerellaceae. The coding region runs from base 1234 to 2589 and encodes 451 amino acids. The transcript has 3 exons.